AUGACAAAAGGAUUUCACGUCAAGGGGAAAACAUAUUGCCUCACAGAUGUCGAAGUACAAUCGCAGUUGUUACCAUUAUUAGACUCUGAGAUCCGGAAGUUAAAUAUUUCAGACAGAUGUUGCUCAAAACCUGCGUUCAGAGCCCUAUACCAUGCUAAAGGAUUACUACCAUUUUCCCGUAAACGGGAGUCGAUUCAAGAUUCUACAGUCUUGAAGGGUACGAUCCCAAGUCUGUUUGAAAGGACAUUUCCUUCGCUCUAUUCAUAUUGCACCACUUCUUGCUCCCUGCACGUUGAGCACCUUGCUGGGAACAAAAUUAACACAGCACCCGGUGCUAAAUUCUCGACUGAUCAUUUAAGCCGGGCUAUGCAAGUCGAAAAGCACAUGCCCUAUGCACGAAAUGUGAUUUCUUGUCUCCAACCUGUCUCUCUGGCCACAUUUCACGGAGCUACGAACACUUGCUCCCGCAAAUAA
Lachancea sp. 'fantastica' is the source of this 474-nucleotide messenger RNA. The record is from the annotation of a GenBank genome assembly. Lineage: Eukaryota; Fungi; Ascomycota; Saccharomycetes; Saccharomycetales; Saccharomycetaceae.